AUGCUCUAUUUUCCAACAAUUACUUGGCUUGUUCUCGUGUUUUGCUCUAAAUUCCUUCAAGCGGAUUUGAUCUCAUCAACUACAUCGAAAUCUUUUGUCACUGUUGAGAACAAGCAAGAGGUGAAUCUGCAGUCACCUACAGGUCUAUUAUCAUCCUACCAAUCUUUUUCGCCAUCGUUGAAGAAAGAACAUGAUUAUGAAAAUGAUUAUGAAGUUGAUGAUGACACAAUACUUGAAACAUUAAAGAGGCUGCGGUAUUCGUUAAUCUAUUUUUACUCAGAUUCGUGUAAAUACUGUCUCCAGUUUAAUCCGACAUUUGAGAAUUUGCAAUCAUUAUACAGUAGCACCGAGGAAAAAGAAUUGCAGAUAUUGAAAUCAAACGGCCGGUUGAACAAAAAAUUGAGUCAAUUGUUUAGUGUUCCCCACUACCCAACAAUUAAGCUACUUAAUUAUAAAACUUCCGAAAUCAAGACUUUUGAUGAAAAACGAGACUUGAGCAAGUUGGUUGAUUUUAUUGUUAGGGAAACUAAAAUCAAUCCCGAUUUCAGUGUGUUGGAUUCGCCAUUUUUAAAGACUUUCAAUAAUGUCGAUACAUUGCUCGCUAGUGACACUGAUAGCGUGCUUAUUUUGACGAUGUCGUAUUUACAUGACUGGAAAGAUGUCGACUACCCAACUCAUUUCAUACAGCAUGUUGCUAGAGACCAUAGUGAUAUCAACUUUUACGUCUUGAAAACGGAUGUAAUGGAAGACUUUGACAUUGCAGAAAAGUUUGGCGUGAGCGGGUUCCCAAGCCUAAUUUACCUUAGAAACAAGCAAUUCAAAGGUUUACACACCGACGCUGAGAGUUUCAAGAGUAACGGAUAUUUGGAUGAGCAAAAGAUUAGGCGAUUUAUAGAAUCAAUUAAAAAUGGUGAAGAAACAAAUUCUGGCUGGAGAGAUUACAAAGAGAGAGUAAGAUCAUCUUUGAAUCAGUCUGAGCACGAGUAUGAAGUUGACCAUAAUGAUGAAGAUGACGAUGAUUAUGAAAUAGAGCAUAUAGAAUUAUAA
This is a messenger RNA of Lodderomyces elongisporus, 1047 nucleotides long. RefSeq lists its product as uncharacterized. The transcript has a single exon. Lineage: Eukaryota; Fungi; Ascomycota; Pichiomycetes; Serinales; Debaryomycetaceae. Gene Ontology annotation, molecular function: protein disulfide isomerase activity. The record is from RefSeq and is a predicted model, not a curated record. Gene Ontology annotation, biological process: protein folding. Gene Ontology annotation, cellular component: endoplasmic reticulum. Bases 1 to 1047 code for a protein of 348 amino acids.